CGGUUUAUAGUAUUAAAUUUAUAAUUAAUUUGCUAAUUAGUACUUAGUCUGUUCAUUACACACAGAGACAACCGUUAAUUAUAAUUCCCAUCUGACUUUUUUGUUCUUCAGCCAUUGCCAGUCACAGAAAAUUCACCAAUGGCGAUUGUCGUCCGCAGCGCUUGACUUAGAAGACUCGGACGUCCGACACUUUCCCUUCGGACUUUUCACCGUCUAAUCCUCCAUGGAUGAACACCACCGCUAGAUCAUUAAUCCACCGGCAGACACUCCAUUACUCAGAUCUCUGUUGCUCUCCUCCUCCCAUCUGUUUCCCGGAGUGAGAUUUUUUUACACAGACAUGCCGUUGUCUUCUUACAUUGGUUCUCGCCGGGGAGGAGGGAGCGGGGGCCGGCCCCAGUCAUCGUCGAUUCUACCGACCUCUGCGUCUUCUGCUUCUCCAGCCAAGUCGAAGCUGCAAUCGAGAAAACCUAGAAAGCGCGGGGUUGUGAUCAACUUCCUCUUCACCAACUUCUUCACAAUCUCGCUCUCGAUCUCGCUCCUCUUCCUCUUCUUCACCAUCGUCCACUUCGGCCUCCCCAAGCCCCUCUUCUCCACGACGUUCAAAUCGCGGGCGAGUCCCGUCCGGCAGCAGCGGAAGGCGACGGGCGGCGGCGUCAGGAGGAAGCCGGUUGAGAACGAUGUGAGUAAAGGUGCUACUGUGGAUUUGACUACCAAAGCUUUGUACGAUAAGAUCGAGUUCGAGGAUAAGGACGGCGGGCCCUGGAAGCAAGGGUGGAGAGUGAGCUAUAAAGGGGAUGAGUGGGAUAGUGAGAAAUUGAAGGUUUUCGUGGUGCCUCAUUCGCAUAAUGAUCCUGGUUGGAAGCUCACUGUGGAUGAGUAUUACGAGAAGCAGUCCAGGCAUAUACUCGACACCAUUGUUGAUACACUUUCGAAGGACCCUCGGAGGAAGUUCAUAUGGGAAGAGAUGUCUUAUCUGGAGAAAUGGUGGAGAGAUUCAUCUGAGGAAAAAAGAGCAUCUUUGACGGAAUUGGUUAAGAAUGGCCAGUUAGAAAUUGUAGGGGGUGGCUGGGUGAUGAAUGAUGAGGCGAAUUCCCAUUUCUUCUCAAUAAUUGAGCAGAUUACUGAAGGAAACAUGUGGUUGAAUGAUACUAUUGGUGUUAUUCCGAAGAAUUCUUGGGCAAUUGAUCCCUUUGGUUAUUCAUCUACUAUGGCAUAUCUCCUUCGUCGUAUGGGGUUUGAGAAUAUGUUGAUUCAGAGGACCCAUUAUGAGCUCAAGAAGGAACUUGCUCUGCACAAAAAUCUAGAAUUUGUAUGGCGACAGAGCUGGGAUGCAAGCGAAACAACUGAUAUCUUUGUGCAUAUGAUGCCUUUCUACUCUUACGAUAUCCCGCAUACUUGUGGCCCUGAACCUGCAAUCUGUUGUCAGUUUGACUUUGCCCGAGUCCACGGCUUUUUCUACGAGUUAUGCCCAUGGCUCCAGAAUCCAGAAGAGACCACUCCAGAAAACGUGCACGAAAGGGCUACAUUGCUGCUAGAUCAAUACAGGAAGAAGUCAGUAUUAUACCGAACCAAUACUCUGCUGAUUCCUCUUGGUGAUGAUUUCCGAUACAUAAGCAAUGAAGAAGCAGAGGCCCAAUUUCGUAAUUACCAAAUGUUGUUCGACCACAUCAACUCCAGCCCUAGUCUGAAUGCUGAGGCAAAAUUCGGUACUCUGGAGGAUUACUUCCAAACUCUUCGAGAAGAGUCCGACAGAAUCAACUACUCACUUCCUGGGGAAGUUGGAUCUAGUCAAGUUGGAGGGUUUCCUUCUCUAUCAGGUGACUUCUUUACUUAUGCUGAUAGGGAGAAGGAUUACUGGAGUGGCUACUAUGUUUCACGGCCUUUCUUCAAGGCUGUUGAUCGUGUUCUAGAGCAAACAUUACGCGCUACUGAAAUGAUGGUGGCUUUGUUCGUCGGUCAUUGUCAAAGACAGCAGUGUGACAAGUUGGUCACAGGGUUUAGCUACAAGUUGACAGCUGCCAGAAGGAACUUAGCUCUGUUUCAACAUCACGAUGGGGUAACCGGUACAGCUAGGGAUCAUGUCGUUCAUGACUAUGGAACACGUAUGCAUACCUCUUUACAAGACCUGCAGAUUUUCAUGUCGAAAGCUAUUGAAGUGCUUCUCGGAAUGCACAUUGAGAAGCUUGAUCAGAAUCCGGCUAAGUUUGAAUCAGAACAAGUGAGGGCCAAGUACAAUGCUCAACCAGUGCGUAAAUCCUUGAGUCCUCGUGAGGGAACUGCCCAGUCGGUGGUUCUCUUUAACCCCACGGAGCAAACAAGAGAAGAGGUUGUGAUGGUUGUUGUGAAUAGACCAGAAGUCACCGUUCUGGACUCCAACUGGACUUGUGUUCCAAGUCAAGUCUCUCCUGAGAUGCGGCAUGAUGGAAGUAAUGUGUUCAGUGGGCGCCACCGUCUUCACUGGAAAGCUUCUGUUCCAGCAAUGGGACUCGAAACAUACUACAUCGCUAAUGGCUUCGUGGGAUGUGAAAAAGCUCGACCAGCAAAACUCAGGUACUAUUCUACUUCUUCCAGUUCCUUCUCUUGCCCCUCACCGUAUGCUUGUUCGAAGACGGAAGCUGAGUUUGCUGAAAUCCAAAACCGAAAACAAGUUCUCACUUUCGACGUCAAGCAUGGGUUGCUGCAGAAGGUACAACAUAAGAACGGCUCCACCUAUUUAGUUGGAGAAGAAAUAGCAAUGUACACUAGCUACGGCAGUGGGGCCUACUUGUUUAGACCCAUCGGAGAUGCUCAAUCCAUCAUUCAGAACGGUGGGAUUACAGUCAUUACCGAAGGCCCACUAAUGCAGGAGCUUUUCUCGUACCCAUACACAGCAUAUCAUAGGCAUCCCGUCUCCCACAGUACACGUGUCUACAAUGGAGGUGUUGACACUGUACAAGAGUUCGCCGUAGAGACUGAAUAUCACGUUGAGCUUCUUGGCGACGAGUUCAACGACCGCGAAUUGAUUGUCCGGUACAAAACGGAUAUUGAUAAUGGGAAGGUAUUCUACUCGGACUUGAAUGGGUUUCAGAUGAGCCGCAGGGAAACUUAUGACAAGAUUCCACUGCAAGGAAACUACUAUCCCAUGCCUUCGCUUGCCUUCAUACAAGGACCCAAGGGUCACAGAUUCUCCAUCCAUUCCAGACAGUCUCUAGGUGUGGCGAGUCUUAAAGACGGAUGGUUGGAGAUUAUGCUUGACCGUCGGUUGUUGCGAGAUGACGGUCGUGGGCUCGGGCAGGGGGUGACAGAUAACCGGCCAAUGAACGUUGUAUUUCACUUGCUCUUCGAGUCCAAUGUUUCAACCGCAUCAAAUCCAGUCAGCAAUCCACUGCCUUUGAGCCCAUCCCUUCUCUCACACCGCAUUAAUUCACACUUGAACUACCCCUUAUUUGCCUUCAUCUCCAAGGGAUCAGAGGAAUUAUCUCUUCAGACGCACGGCAGAUCAUUCUCUCCUCUAUCUGCUUCACUGCCGUGCGACUUACACAUUGUGAACUUUAAAGUUGCACGGCCAGCAUUGUUUUCCCAUGAACUCAGCGGAGAUCCAAAGCCUGUCAGAGAUCCGAGGUUCAUUCUGAUCUUUCAGAGGUGGCAUUGGGAUGAUUCCUACUGCCCCAGAGGCGGGUCGUCACAGUGCACGAGGAUGGCCGAUGAACCGGUCAAUCUUUUUAACAUCUUCGAGGGGUUCUCAGUGUCAAAAGCUGAAGCGACUUCUUUGAAUCUCCUUCAUGAUGAUGUCGAGAUGCUAGGGUAUAGUGAUCAGGCUGGAGAGGUGACUCGGGAUGGUCGUGUUGCCAUCUCGCCCAUGGAGAUUCAAGCUUACAAGUUAGAGUUGCGGCCUAACCUGUAGAGUAAGAAAAGGAUGUCCUGAGUAUUACUGUUCUUUCAGUGCGCCAUUUCUGAACAUGAUCAUCAGAGCUUCAGAUGUCCUCCUGUAUACUCCACCAUGGCAGGCAGUCGAGCGACAGCUGCUGUAUGGUGAAGGGCAAGUAUGUCUCGUUUUCUCGGAAGGACGAGAUGUACAUGAAAGUAGCACGUCAAGUUAGCUUGGAGGUUGAAUGAUCAGGAUUGAUUCUCCCUUGUGCGGAGGGGAAAAAUACUACUCCUUUUCUCUCUUUUGUACACAAUAGGUUGAAGAAAAUUUUGAGGCAUCAAUUUGGGGAGACCUAACUUGUACUUGUGUCUCCCUUCCAGAAAGUUUUGUGUGCUUACUAGGACAGGAUAUGAACAUGAUUCUCUUUCUUUCUCCCUCGCAUGUUGCCCCUCUUCUUGUACAUUGGAUAUGGUUUGAACUCCGAGAUCUUACGAAAAUUCAUACAUACAUUGAGGUGAUUUUGAAAGUAAACUUUAGCUCGA
Molecule: messenger RNA, 4389 nt
Organism: Linum tenue
Lineage: Eukaryota; Viridiplantae; Streptophyta; Magnoliopsida; Malpighiales; Linaceae
Source: the annotation of a GenBank genome assembly